Molecule: messenger RNA, 1062 nt
Organism: Cyclocybe aegerita
Lineage: Eukaryota; Fungi; Basidiomycota; Agaricomycetes; Agaricales; Hemipholiotaceae
Source: the annotation of a GenBank genome assembly
AUGCCCGACGAGCCGUCCUCUAACGCCCUCGGGCUAGAGUUCUCGCAGCAAAUUGUCGAGGGCAAGGAGCUUGAGGUUCCAGAGGCCAUCCCAACGUCUCCUACAUCUCCAUCGGAGGGCCUGAAGAAGAAGGAUGUCAAAGAAAAACCGUAUGUCAAUCCCGACCGUGUCAAGACGGGCGGUGCUCAAAGGGAUAAACUCAGUGAAGAGGCCCUGGCUGAAAAAAUGGCCCGCAUCCGGGAACAGAAUGAAAAAAUCAGGCAACGACGACUGGAUGUUCAAGCUGACGAAGAAGCUUUUCGAAAAACACAGGAGCAAGACCGCGAGAAACAGGCGCAGAACCGCAAGAUCCAAGCAGACAUCGAUCGUGCUAGAGAUCAAAACGCCAGACGCAAGAUGGACAAGGCCCAGUAUCGAGAUUGGGACUCAGGAAAACCGUCUGUGAACAAGAAAUCAGGUCCUGGAGCGCAGGAAUUAACAGGUGUGAAGGACUCGAACAACGCGCCAGCCGGAACAGUAGAUUGGGGGAAUGCACCUUUAGAUCAACCUGCUGGAGAGCCAAAAGAAGAAACUACGACGUCGAACGACUGGGGCCCAACAACUUCCGAGACCACAGCGCAGGACUGGGGUGUUGCUUCCGCGUCCUCUGAUACACAAGAAACUAAGGACUGGUCAGGAGCUCCUAUAACUGCCCAAGAUUGGGGUCUACCCUCAUCGACUGGUGAUGCCUCCACUGCAGAUUGGUCUGGUGCACCAAUCGCUACACAGGAUUGGGGUUCAGUGGAUUCCUCUACGAUUCCCGGGGAAGGGGAAGAGGUGAAGGUCUGGGCAGAGGAGACGGCACUCGAGGUAGGGGAGAUAGUAUUCGAGGGAGAGGGGGCGGUGCUCGAUGGAGAGGGGAUGGCGCUCGUGGUCGGGGCGCUGAACGUGGACGAGGAAGAGGAGACAGUGCUCGUGGAAGAGGAGACGGCGAACGAGGAAGGGGUUCUGGCAAUGGAAGUGCCCGCGGUGCUCCUGCUUCAACAUAAUAUUUCAUGCAUUUUGACAUCGAUAUACCCUUGA